AUGCACCAGUUAGGGAGGCUCCCACACAGCACCUUAGCAACCCUUGCAGAAGAAUAUGGACCCCUGAUGUACCUAAAGAUAGGGCAGAUAGAGAACAUAAUAGUUAGUUCACCUGAGCUAGCCCAACAAGUCUUGAAGGCACAUGACCUGGUCUUUGCUAGUAGGCCAGCCCUCUCAGCAGCUAAUCGCCUUGCCUGUAAAUGCAAAGACAUAGCAAUGGCCCUGUACAGCGCGUACUGGCGUUCAAUUCGCAAGAUUUGCAUCAUGGAGUUGCUUAGUGCAAAACGAGUGCAAUCGUUUCGCUUUGUUAGAGAGGAGGAGACCACUCAUCUAGAGGAGUCCAUUGCUGAGGCUUCCUAUACUCAUAUCAAUCUCACAGAGAGAAUUUUCUUACUUGUUCGUAGCAUGGUGGAGAGAGUGGCCUUGGGCUAG
Messenger RNA from Amborella trichopoda, 432 nucleotides. RefSeq names its product cytochrome P450 71A1. The record is from RefSeq and is a predicted model, not a curated record. NCBI's taxonomy places the organism in Eukaryota, Viridiplantae, Streptophyta, Magnoliopsida, Amborellales, Amborellaceae. Gene Ontology annotation, molecular function: monooxygenase activity; iron ion binding; heme binding.